Apiotrichum porosum is the source of this 750-nucleotide messenger RNA. RefSeq lists its product as uncharacterized. The coding region runs from base 1 to 750 and encodes 249 amino acids. Gene Ontology annotation, molecular function: acetate transmembrane transporter activity. The transcript is spliced from 2 exons. Gene Ontology annotation, cellular component: plasma membrane. The record is from RefSeq and is a predicted model, not a curated record. Lineage: Eukaryota; Fungi; Basidiomycota; Tremellomycetes; Trichosporonales; Trichosporonaceae.
AUGUCCGCCGCUUCUGAGGACCACCAAACCCCCGUCUACCUCGGCGCUGGAGACCUCGAGAAGGGCCGCCCGGCUCACAUCGAGCGCACUGUUACUCCGGGUGGUCACCCAGUCGACUACUCGCAGCCCGCCAUCCCUGCCCAGCACCGCAAGUUCGGUAACCCCUUGCCCGCCGGCCUCCUUUCGUUCGCUACUGGCUUCUGGGUUGUUGGCCUGUAUACCCUCAACGUCCGCGGUGUUGUCCACCCCCACGCCGUCUUCCCGCUUCUGAACAUGUUCCUCGGUAUUACCCAGACCCUUGUUGGCUGGUUCGAGAUGUUCAUCGGAAACACCUUCUCUGCUACCAUCUUCAUCUGCUACGGUGGCUUCAUCUGGUCAUACUCGAUGCUCUUCCUCCCCGGCUUCGCUGUCACAGAGGCCUACAUGGUCGACGGUGUCCUCACCGACGAGUUCAACCAGGCCAUCGGCCUCUUCAUGGUCGUCUGGACCAUCGUCACCUUCUUCUUCUGCCUUGCCGCCCUCCGCUCGUCGGUCGCUGUCCUCGGCACGCUUUCGUUCACCGGCAUUGCCUUCAUGUGCAUGGCCAUCCAGAACCUCACUGGCUCCGACCACGCCCGCGUCGCGGCCGGUGCCUUCCAGCUCAUCGCCGGCAGCUUUGGCUACUGGGCCGCGCUGUCUGGUUACUGGACCCCCGACGUCACCUACGCAUUCAUCCGCGCUCCCCCCAUCAUGCUCUCCAAGGCCGAGUAA